GUCAUUCUUUUAAAUUGGAACGGGAACUAUCAUUAAAGAAGCCAACUCCUGCACGGUAAUAAUUGUCUGCCAAUACAGUGUGUGCUAAUUUGAUCUGCCUCCAGAUUCGAACUUACUUCCAUAUAAAGGUUGUAAAUAGCAUUGACAACCCCAAUCUUUAGUUGAGAACUGUUCAGAUCUCGAAUGAUAAGCCGUCUUGAAACAUCUACAUAAUACCACUUACCUCAUUCCCACCCCUUUCUUAUCCUAACUACUUUUGAUCUGUGACGCCUUCAUCGAAAUGGCGUCUUCGGAAAUCGAGAAAGAGACAGAAAUUUCGUAUUUGCGGCAAGAGAUCUUAACCUACACCCCUGGGAAUGCAUCCCCGGGUGAGGAUGAGAGGGUGGCCUGUCUCUAUCCGAAGAAACUUAUCAUCUACAUGAUUGACGUCAUCACUGGUGGUGUCUCAGAUACUGUCCUGGCAAACCUAAGAUCUGCACUUCUUGUUGAUGGGAAUGUAGGUGAAAGCCUCAAGGAACCAUUUAAUGAAGAAGAUCGUGAGAUACGUCUUACUGAUUUUAUAUCAGUCAUUAUACAUCAUCAUGUUUCAGGAGAAGCUGUUGAUCAACUACGAGUGAAAGCGCUUUCUGAGGUAGUUGGAUGCUUCCUGGUCGUAAUUGGAGAAUCGGGUGUGGCACUUUCUCAGUUUCUAAUGUCUGAUUGGAUAUCACCAAUAUCUGACAUUACAGGCCGGCCUCCUAUUAUAUUAAUGAUAUGUGACUUGGGAAAGCAGCAUGCCGACUGGACGAGAGGGCAGCUUAGAGAUAUUGGGAUCAUCGAUAUCUACGAGAUGCCAUAUCCUGGAAACCUGUCUCUUGAGGAAGAUUUGGAACUCCUCAGGAUGCUUCAAAGGUGCCUGGUUGAAAGUGAUGAAGGGGUAAAGAUAAGGUUUGCCAAGACCAUGGAGGAUAUGUGCAGAGAUCCGGCAUUUCGAAAGAUUUACGAGCAAGCAUUGGAAGGUAGCAAGAGGGCCAAACAGUUGGAGAAACUCAUAGAGGAAGAACGAGAGAGAAUCGAAGAUAUGGAGGAUCUGAAGGAAAGACAUGGAGAGGAGAUACGAACAAGGGAGGGGCAUUGGCAGAAGAAACUGGACGACAAAGAUGAAGAUGUUCGGGCUUUGUCAGACAUUGUCCAAAUGACAUGGGGGAGGAACGAGACUGGUCUCGAGGCUGUUAGGCAACAGGUUGAACACCUAAAGGAAGAAAGAGAAGCAGACAGAUCACGUCACCAGGAAGACAAACUCGCCAUGGAAACAGAAUGGAAGGUCGAAAGAGAAGCACUAGAAAAGCGCAUACAUGCUUUGACUGACGCAGUCAAAAUGGCAGAACAGAUGGAGGAGAAACUCAGACAAGAGAUUGUGGAGGUAGAGAACAAUAGUGACGAACUAAGGAUAAAACAUGAUGACGAAAAGCGUGCUUUGGAAGCAAAGUUGAAUUACGAAGAAGAAUCUAAUGAGGAAGCGAUUAAACAGGCGAUCAAAGACAAAGAGUUUACUGAAGAGGCAAUGCGACAGAAACUUAACGCACUCUUGACCGAAAGGGAGGAAGAAAAGGCGGCCCAUCUCAAGGAGAAACGUUUAUUGAAACGACGGGUGAAGAAAGAAGGAACACGCAUAGAACAAUUGGAGCGGGAAACCCAGAAACUGAGGAAUAAGAUUCAAAUUGAAAGUGAGAUGCGAUCCAUGGAACAGCAAAGAGCGUCAGAGAGAUCUGGCUUUUCAAGUUUCGCCAUCCGGUUGAUUUCAGGAUCACAAAUGGAUCUUACUAAAGGUAUUCAUAUUGUCGAUGAUAAGCAAGGUAAUGUGCAUCUAACAGCAGAUUCGACACUCUCGUUAGGGUCUAAGUCACCACCAGCUCGUGACGAGUUUACGGACAUCCUAAAGCAGAUAGCAGACGAUCUUUUCGAUGAAGCUCAGAUUGACAGCCUUGGCGGCCAGCUUGGGAUCAUCCAGGGAGACAUUGUAAGGGCCAUCAAGACCAACAUGAGGUUUCACAAGAUUACGAGUGAUGGGACGUAUGAGAUGCUCAAGGAAUGGAGAAAAGGCGUGUCCGGGGAAGAUGAACGGAUUGAACUGAGGAGGGCGCUGUUGGCUGCCAAGCUAGUCGACCUUGCUGAUCGAUAUCUGCCACAAGAAGUGGAAGAAGCCUUGGAAACCCCUGACCUUACAAACAAGACUGAGGAGAAAGACACCAACAUAGAAUGUGAGGAGGAUGGAGAGGUUCCGAAAGAAGGCAUCAGCAAAGAUGAGAAAAGGGCUAACCAGUCUUAUGAUCAAAACCAAAUCGAAGAAUUAGAGACGGUUGAAUCCAACCAAAACGAAGACGCAGACUCUGACGUAUCUGACGAUGUCGCUAAACAGGAAGAGCUAGAGCGAAGGGCACUGAUGUUUAUCCAAGAAGAUGGCAAUACCAAUGGUUUGGAAAUGGGGAAAGCUGGAGUAAAUUUCAACAUUGGUGACAUCGAAGGAACUGACAACCCACCGUCUGAUGCAGCGAUCGUUACUGAGAAUGAGUUACAGCUGGUAGUAGAUAAGAGUGGAGAUGGUGCAAAUGACGUCAUAAUACAAGAUAUAGAGUUAAAACAUGGGAGCAGAAGAGAAACAGGGCAGAUUGGAGAACAGUUGGAGGUAGGAGUGAAGAGUAAACCAUUUUUUAGAUGGAGUCUGAACCAAACAGUACAAGAGGCCAGAGAGGUCAAUGAAAGCAACAUAUUAGACGAUAGUUCAGAUCAGGUCAAAUUAUCUUGUUAUUGCUGUUACAUCUAAGGAUUUUUACUUAACCCUAUCUAGACGGGGGGGG
Molecule: messenger RNA, 2837 nt
Organism: Lytechinus variegatus (green sea urchin)
Lineage: Eukaryota; Metazoa; Echinodermata; Echinoidea; Temnopleuroida; Toxopneustidae
Product: cingulin-like
Exons: 7
Coding region: 281-2803 (840 amino acids)
Biological process (GO): protein ubiquitination
Cellular component (GO): BRCA1-BARD1 complex
Source: RefSeq, a predicted model, not a curated record